Messenger RNA from Clunio marinus, 183 nucleotides. NCBI's taxonomy places the organism in Eukaryota, Metazoa, Arthropoda, Insecta, Diptera, Chironomidae. The record is from the annotation of a GenBank genome assembly.
AUGCCAAGUAAGAACGUUCAGCGAAGUAAAUCAAAUACUAAGAAAGCAGUAGAAAAUAAUUCACAAAUUGUUCAAAACAAGCAUCAUAAGACAAAACCACCUACCGGAGUUAUAAAAGCACCAAAAGUUUGCCCUUCUGGCAAGAGAGUAGACUCGAAUGGAACUUGCCGUGCUGUUUACUAA